Lodderomyces orthopsilosis Co 90-125 is the source of this 2073-nucleotide messenger RNA. It is a transcript of the gene UTP8, whose product is annotated as Utp8p. Bases 1 to 2073 code for a protein of 690 amino acids. The transcript has a single exon. Lineage: Eukaryota; Fungi; Ascomycota; Pichiomycetes; Serinales; Debaryomycetaceae. The record is from RefSeq and is a predicted model, not a curated record.
AUGCUGUCACCACAACUCACAGACCAGUAUCCAAUCCUAUCACUCCCUCGUGUUAAUGAUGUACCACUUCCGCAAAAACUAGUCAUUCCUCAACUCCGCUUGACUGAUGCAUCCUCAACCUCAACUUUCUCUUCUUCAAUCGUCGAUAUGGGUGUACUGAAUUCGAUGCUUGCUUCAUACAUAACCAAACCCAGUCCGAAAUUGUUAUGGUCUUAUUCGAUAAAACCUACUGUUUCCAUUGCAUGUAUCGAUGUUUGGCAAGCAACUACGAAGAAGUUGUAUGUUGUUGGGCUUGAAGAGAGAAAGAAAUCACGAAUCUUGGUGGUUGAGACUGAAAAUGGCACAACUGAAGAUGGUAACUUUCUGAUACGUACAGUGAAUGAAAAAGAAUUGGCUAUUGGAAAAGACAAGGUUGUUGCUGUCAAGUUUCUUUCUGAAUCCGAGAUUGCUGUUGUAUGCCAAACUGGAUCAGCUCGUAUUGUCAAAUAUGACAAUGAACUUACCUUUGGAGACAGGUACCAAAGUGAAGGAAAUGUCAUUUAUAGUACAUUCAUCACAGACUUAGAAGAUCUUUUACUAUUGACCAUAUCACAAACAAAAUCCUCAUUAACCUACAAUCUCAUCUCAGUCAGCGCGUCGAAAAUAAUUCCAGUUCAAUCGCAUCAAACCAAGCCCAUUAACGCUGCAUUUGCCUACAAUUCAGGUAUACUAUACCAAUAUCAUGAUGGUGUCAUUGACUCAAUCACAAUCACCAAUUUCCAUAUCCAAAAAACAGUUUCAGUUACAUAUAUUGUCAAUACCGAUGAACUCGUUUCAAUUGCAUCACCAGCACCUGAUCGUAUCUUGUUAGGAAAUGCAAACAUGAUUUACCUUUUGAACUUCAAAUUUGAAGCUAUCAUAUCCGAGUUCAAAUCAGUUUCAAGCUCAUCGAACCCGGUUCCUGAUAAAGUGUACAUAAACCAAGUAGCUCCAGUUAAAGGUUCAUCACAAUCGACUCAGGUAACUAGAGGAUAUUAUGUCAAUUUGAAGAAUAAGGAUAACAAUGUCUAUUUGAAUGUGAUUGAUAUCAAUGUUGGAUUGAAUAAAUUGAAUGAAUGCCUUGGUAAGUCUAUUGAAAAGAAGCCAGAAAAUUUCAGCCAAAUUGUUGACUUGUACAGUGACAACACUUUCUCCGUCAAAGCGUCUUCAGAUGAACUUGACCAAGUAUACCAAGGCUUGAAACAAGCCUGCAAUGCAAAAGAUGUAAAUAAAUGGGAAUCUAUCCUCAUUCCAUAUUUGAAAAACCACAAAUCUUGGCAAGAAAUCAAAAAAUCCAAACCAAAGACAAAAACGUAUCAAUUUAAAGAAUUUGACGUGGAAAGCGAUCGUAUUGUUGAUAUUAAUUUUAUAAAUUCCAUUUUCGAUCUCAUUUUUACAACAAAUCCGUUACAAUUUAACGAUCCUGAGUUUAUUCCCGAGUACACUUUAAUGUACUUGCUCACUAAUCCAAUCUACCCAAAAGCAUACACCACCAACCUUGUUCAACUCUUGCACAAUACUGGUAACAUCACCCUACUCAAACAGGCGAUCAAGACAUGUUGCAAUAUCCCCUUGGAUGAUUUGCUUACGCAGUUUGUCACCACUGAAGACACAGACGUUUUUACAGAGUUGAUCAAUCGUAUUGUUUCUGAUUUUGCUGUUACGGAAGUCACCACCAACUUGAAACCAAUAACAUCGCAAUACUCAACCGAUAUAAUUGCUUUAAUCAACAAGAUUCUAUCCACAUCAAAUACCAAAGGUUGGAUCCUAAUUGAAAUUCUUGUUGAUAUCAAUGGAUUAUUCAAUUGGAGUCAAGAAAAUGUAUCACGAUUGGAUCAAAUUAUUGAUGCCAAAUUGGCCAAUCUUGCUAUUAAUGCCUAUAAUUUGACAUUAAUUGAUCAAGUGCAAUUGAAAAAGAAUCAAUUAAAAAAGAGCAAAGAUAUGUCUGCUAAUGGUGUGUUGACAAUUACUGAUCAAACGCAAUUGAACAAGAAGGUAGAAUCUGAUUUGAAUGAGGAGGUUCCAUUGUAUUCUAUAGAGAGAUUAGAAAUAUAG